Molecule: messenger RNA, 1887 nt
Organism: Symbiodinium sp. CCMP2456
Lineage: Eukaryota; Dinophyceae; Suessiales; Symbiodiniaceae
Source: the annotation of a GenBank genome assembly
AUGCCCCAGCAGCCCGAAGCAAAACUUCUCAAAGACCUGACCGAAGUCCCUGGCGGCUGGCCCCUGGCGACCGUCAUCGACGCCUUCCUCGACUUGGCUGCUUAUUGGCCAAAUCAUCCGAAUGCUAGCGCGGCGACCCGAGCUCGCGAGGCGGUGAGCCGCCGGCUGGCGGAUUUGUGGGCCUCGCAGCCGGCGGAGGCGGAGGCCUGGCUCCAGCGAUGCCGGGAGCUCUACGCAAAAGAGCUCGCAGGUAAGGAGACGAGGCCGGAGGAGCUCUGCGAGGCGCUGCUCCGGCACGGCGCGGCCGAGUGGGGGAAGUACGAGUGCGGCUUCCGCUUUUCCGAGGCCGGGCUCCUGCGCGGAGAGCCGCUCCCGUCAGCGGAGCGGGAGUACUGGGCGGCUGAGUACCUGCAGAGGCCCCACACCCGCGACCGCUGCCGGGAGCUCGCGGAGCGGCUCGUGGCGGCCGAGAGCCAGGAGACGGCGCGGAAGCGGCAGAAGCUCGAGGAGGAGACCGCCAAGCGCCGGCGCCUCGAAGCGGAGCUCCAGAAGUCGCAGGAGGAGGGCCGAGAUCUGCGCAAUCGCCUGGUUGCGGUGGAGGCAGAGGUGUCCGGCAAGGACGAGGAGCUCCAAGCUGCACAGAACGAGAGCGCCAAGUGCAAGGAGCGGUGCGAAGAGCUCGCAGCUCGCGCAACAGGUGCGGAGGCAGCCGUGGCGGAGAUGCGGCAGGAGCUCGGGCAGUUGCAGGAGGAGCACAGCCAGUGCCAAGAACGCUGUGAGGAGCUCCUGACUCGGUUGGAGGCAGAAGCAGCUGUGCAUGCAACGACCAAAGAGCGUCUCUCACAGGCCGCAUCCGAUGCGGCCGAAAGGAGGGUGGAGGUGGAGCGACUGCAAGAGGAGGGUCGAGGCUACCAGGAGAGCUGCCAGCAGGCAGAGGUGGCCCGCUUGGCGUCGGCACCAGAGCCGGGAAGCAAAGCCGAGCUGCAGCUCGAGAAGGAAGUGUUGCAAGACCGCUGCGAGCAGCUUCGGCAGCAGCUUACCAAAGCAGAGGCUGACAGAUCGGCAAUGCUUGGUCAGCUUUUAGAUCUGCGGGAAGAGAAGGGCAUGCAUAAGGAGCGCAUUCGUGAGCUGGAGAAGCAACUGCUUCAGGCGAAGAAGUCCCAUCAUCUCAUCUCCGGUCACACACCGCAUUGCGAAGCUCCUGUCGACGAAGCCUCCAACAGCCAGGAACCAGAUCUUGCCGAGCGGCUGGGGUAUAGCUUCGUGGAUGACGACGGCACAGCCUCUUCGGUCUUGAGCCACUCCUCGUGGUUCUCAGUGAAGCCGGACUCCGUGAAACCACAGUGCUUCAUGGUCGAUGCCAUCUUCAAGACGCGCAGCUUCGGGGCGGACUUCUUCUUAAUGGGGCGAGACCUCAAGAAAGGGUCGCAGGUGGUGGCCGGAGAUGACGCAUCUAUCCUGGAGGUGGCCAAGACACCGGAGAUCUGCGAUGCCAGCGAGGUCGUGGAGUUGCAGGCGGGCACUGCAACUUUGCGGGUGACUCCGGACCACUUGGUGCAGGUCGCCGAUGCAAAGGUGAAAGAGAGCCUCUACCUUGCAGCUGGCAAGCUGAAGGCGGGCGACCUGGUCAUGCUCGACUCCGGCGAGGUCGCGGCCCUCAGCAGCGUCAUGCUUCGGCGUGAGGCCUGUCAGGUGCUGAAGAUCGUCUUUGAGCCCUACCUUCCCGUGGCCGUCUUCUCUCGCCCCACCUGCAUCCUCAGCUUGGGCCACAAGAAGAAGCCGCCCAUCCGUCGUGGCGGAAGGAGCCAGGGAGGCCCGGGUCCCUCAGAUGCUUGCAUGGAUGGCAGAGCCUCCAUCCCGAUCACGGCGGGCGAGUACAUGGACUAG